UAAUUCAGAGAAGCAUCAAAAUGUAUUCCGAAAUAUGAUUGUGUAAACUGAAUCUGCAGAAAGAAGAGAGGACAUGGGAGCCGUGAUGAAACUCAAGUGCCAGAGAUGCAGCUAUCCUACAGUUUUCCAGUCAAUCGGGAUCACCUCACCAAACGCCCUACAAAGUUUUCUCUACGAUCUGACAUCCCUCAACUGAAAAGCAACUGCCCGAGUCCCACAAACUCAGUCAGGAUCAACAAAAUGUCCGCCACCACAACCAAGGUCUCCAACUUCUCCGAUCUAAUCCAACGCGUCACCGCCAACUGCUUACUCAACCCCCUCGGCUCCAUCCGCCACGCCGACGAUGCCACUGUUCUUCACUCCCCCGACGACUCCGACGACGACAACUUCAAAACUCAGGAAGAUGAAGAACAAGACGUGGACGAAGAAGACGAUGACCGCUACGAUGUGGGUGACGGAGGAGAUUCGCUGAAGAAUUGGGAUGUGAAAAGGAACAACAGCAAAGGGGACCGAAAUUGUGGCCCGAGAAAUGAGAGAGUUAUCCAGAUGGAAAUGCUGAUUGGCGAAGUGUUCGAGGCGGCUUCCGCGAUGAAGCGGGCGUACGUUAGCCUGCAGGAGGCGCACUGCCCCUGGGAUCCGGAUAAAAUGCGCGUUGCGGACGUGGCUGUGGUUGCUGAGCUGCGGAGGAUCGGGGUGUUGAGGGAGAGAUUCAGGAGGAGUCUUGGGAAUACUGGAGGAGGGAGAGGGGGGUGGAAAGUAGGGGCGGCGACGCUGAGGGAGGUGGUGGCGCCGUACGAGGCGGCGUUGGAGGAGUUGAAGAGGGAAGUGAAGGCUAAGGAUGUGGAGAUUGAGAACUUGAGAGAGAAGUUUAAAACGGCGUCGUCGCUGAGCGGCAGUGGCAGCGGUGUAAGGAAAGGCAGCAAGUCAAAGAGAAAAGUCAGCUGUAGUAGUCAAGUUGCAGGCCUGGCACCGUCACCGGCGCCGGAGAUAUUUGAAUCGACAAUGAGCUCAGUAAAGGAAGCUGCUAAAUCAUUCACGGCAAUGCUCCUUUCCCUGAUGCGUUCAGCUCAUUGGGACAUCACAGCCGCUGUGAGAUCCAUCGAAGCUGCUUCUUUCUCCAGCAAUGCCUCCCCGACUACACCCACCCCCACCACCUUUCCGGACUCCAUAGUCGGAGCCAACCACGCUAAGUACGCUUUAGAAUCCUAUGUUAACCGGAAAAUGUUUCAGGGGUUCGACCACGAGACCUUUUACAUGGACGGCAGCCUCUCCUCAUUGAUCCAUCCCGACCAGCACCGUCGCGAUUGCUUCACUCAGUACCGCGACAUGAAAGCCAUGGACCCAAUUGAACUGUUAGGGAUACUUCCGACUUGCAGCUUCGGGAACUUCUGUUUCAAGAAGUAUUUGGCAAUUGUUCAUCCCAAAAUGGAGGAAUCGUUAUUCGGGGACUUGGAGCAGCGCCGCCUAGUUUUGGCCGGAAACCACCCCAGGAGUCAAUUUUAUGGGGAGUUUUUGGGCCUUGCUAAGGCAGUUUGGCUGCUACAUUUGCUGGCAUUUUCGAUGGACCCACCGCCAAGUCAUUUUGAGGCGGCUAAGGGAGCUGAUUUCCAUCCGCAGUAUAUGGACAGUGUGGCGAGGGUUCCAGGUGGUGGACGAAUGGGUGCGGGCGUGCCUCAGGUGGUGGGCUUUCCGGUGAGCCCCGGGUUUAAACUUGGAAAUGGGUCGCUAAUUAAAGCCAGGGUAUACGUCGUUCCCAAGAACGGGUAUUGAAUUUGUACUACUAUUUAGCCUAGUUAAAACUUAGAAGACAUGGACGAGGUCGAGCUCUGAGGUGCUUCGGUUAUGGGAGUUUUCUUCGCUAUAGUAGAUUCAAGUCUUCAGUCAGUAGAUUUGUUUAAGGAUGCAUAAUUCCUCUGUAUCUUAAGAGUAUUAAUCACUCUGUUGUAAGAUUGAUGAAGCUGUAGCGUUUAGCACUUGAAUGUUUCUUAUUUGUUCGCUCGA
Molecule: messenger RNA, 2001 nt
Organism: Coffea eugenioides
Lineage: Eukaryota; Viridiplantae; Streptophyta; Magnoliopsida; Gentianales; Rubiaceae
Product: protein GRAVITROPIC IN THE LIGHT 1
Exons: 3
Coding region: 106-1770 (554 amino acids)
Biological process (GO): response to red or far red light; negative gravitropism
Source: RefSeq, a predicted model, not a curated record